Anopheles marshallii is the source of this 1497-nucleotide messenger RNA. Its product is annotated as somatostatin receptor type 2-like. Gene Ontology annotation, cellular component: membrane; neuron projection. The transcript has a single exon. Gene Ontology annotation, biological process: G protein-coupled receptor signaling pathway. Bases 1 to 1497 code for a protein of 498 amino acids. Lineage: Eukaryota; Metazoa; Arthropoda; Insecta; Diptera; Culicidae. The record is from RefSeq and is a predicted model, not a curated record. Gene Ontology annotation, molecular function: peptide binding; somatostatin receptor activity.
AUGGAGGAGGGAAAUACAACGUCAUUCCUUCUCCUUGGAGAGUACGAUUCAUUAACAGACCGAAAUGUAUCCGCAUUCGGCAUUUACCUAGCGGAUAGUGAGUUAAACGAAACGUUCAUUGGCAACUUCACCUGUCCCCCGACGGACAUGCCGACGACCUACUAUCUGUUCAUGUUCCUGUACGCGGUCGUUUGCCUCGUAGGCGUGCUGGGCAACACGCUCGUCAUCUAUGUGGUGCUCAGGUUUUCCAACAUGCAAACGGUUACCAACAUGUAUAUACUAAACCUUGCGAUCGCUGACGAAUGCUUCCUGAUCGGCAUUCCGUUCCUUAUUGCCACCAUGCAUAUGAAGCGUUGGACAUUGGGCGGUGCUAUGUGCAAAGCGUACAUGGUGAGUACUUCCGUCACGCAGUUCACAUCAUCGAUUUUCCUGUUCAUCAUGUCCGCCGAUCGGUACAUUGCCAUCUGUCAUCACAUCUCGUCACCCAAAUAUCGUACACCGCUGGUAUCGCGAAUAGUGUCAUUGCUGGCGUGGCUCGCUUCCGCUCUGAUCAUGCUACCGAUUAUGAUCUAUGCCGACGUGAUAGAACAGAAACCAAACACCUACUCGUGUCAGAUACUAUGGCCCGAAACACAUGGGCAUCUCCCGGGUUACACGUUUACCCUAUACUCGCUGAUACUAGGGUUUGUAAUUCCGCUUUGCUUCAUCAUGACCUUCUACUGUUUGGUGAUACGAAAGCUGCGGAAUGUGGGUCCCAAAACGACGGGUAAAUCUCGCGGAAAACGGCGGUCGCAUCGCAAGGUAACGAAACUGGUGCUGACCGUCAUCACCGUGUACAUCCUCUGCUGGCUACCCUACUGGAUAUCGCAGGUGGCACUGAUCACAUCUGACUUCGAAACAUGCAGCACAAGGUUGGAUCUGAUACUGUUCCUACUAGUGGGUUGUCUCGGCUACAUUAACUCCGCCAUCAAUCCGAUCCUGUAUGCAUAUCUGAGUGAGAACUUCAAGAAGAGUUUCCUGAAGGCCUGUACCUGUGCAGCACGGGCUGAAGUGAACGCACAGCUGAAGCUGGAGAACAGUGUCAUGCCGAAACGCUCACGCACACGUACCAACUCCGACACGACGCAGUUAACUACCGGUUCCAAAGUGCAGCAUCGGUUGCUAGUGGAACCGACGACGACCGCCACUACUACCACGACGGCGGCUUCAUGUGUUUCAUCCAGAAAUCCCAGUCCCCCGCCUGUUCUGCCGCAGCGAAAUAAUCAUCUCCUUACCGUACCUGGUACACAUGCCUGUGCAUCCACCAAUGGUAGUAGUAACAGUACUUACACCAACCAUAACAAUAACAAUAAUAAUGAUAUCAGUGCCACCAAUACAAACAAUGGCAAUCCCAGCAGUGGAAAGAGUGAUCAUACUAGCAGUUCUUACAAUGCAAAUCAAAAUUUAAGCGUUCCGUGUGGAAACGGUAUGGACGAGCAACUUGUCAAACUAGCGUAA